AUGAUUGCCGCUAACCCCACGGAGAUGCCGCCAGGAGAUUCGCCUGAGUUGGUUCUGGUCCCUGCCACACCAGAGGAACGGAUCAAGUCCAUCAGGCUCAACAGUGCAGCGUGGAAGGGCCGUUUAGACGUCGAGACGUACAUCGCAAGAGAGAACCAUUUGUAUCAGCAGCGAUUGGUUAAGGAUGGCUUGACCUGUUGGCUUUUGGUUGACCGUAGGGAGCCAGAAGGCCAACGGACGAUCUUGAGUUCUUGUGAGACAUACAAGAAGAAGGCUUUGCUGGCUCACCACGGCAAGGUGGAAGAUGUUGCUACCCAUGGAGUCGGGAGCGUCUAUUGUCGACCUGAACACAGAGGCAAAGGUUACGCCAAGAGAAUGAUGCAGGAAUUGUGCACGAAGCUGGAGACGUGGCAAAUGGAAAACGAGCCCAGAAGUAGAUCACUCUUCAGCGUGCUGUUUUCGGAUAUCGGAAAGAACUUUUAUGCGCAAUUUGGGUGGAAGCCGUUUCCUUCUUCGCACAUCUCUCUUCCACCUAUCUCCAGGGAAGAAUAUGACCUGUCCUCACGGGCAAAUCUACCAAAGGCGAGAACCUUGGUUGCCGAUGACGUUCGCAAAUGCAUGUGUAGCGAUCGAGUCUUACAAAAAGAACGGGAAUCCCUGCGUGCUGCCUCCGAGAAGACCCCAAUCGCCCACGUAGCAAUCCUUCCGGACUUUGACCAUUUCGUUUGGCACUGGGCGAGGGAAGAGUUCUAUGCAGAGAAGCUUCAUGACGACCGAGCCCCGCCGCUAAUCAAGGGCGCUGGUGAGGACAAGGCAAAAGUGUACUGUGCCUGGAACAGGAACUUUGGCGAGACACCCCAGGACAACACUUUGUUCAUUUUGCGAUGGGUGUAUGAUGAACCGACCACGCCGGAAGAGACUGAAGCGACAGCAAAGGCCAUGGCUGCUAUCCUGAGGAGGGCUCAACUCGAGGCUCACGAAUGGGAUAUGGCAAAGGUCGAUUUCUGGAAUCCAACUCCGCUGUUGCAGAAGGCAGUUGCCAUGCUAGAUUCCCCAGCAGAGCUGAUUCACCGAGAGAAAAGCAGCAUCGCUAGCUUGAGGUGGACAGGCGCCGCACAAGACCUAGGUGAAGAGGUCGAAUGGCUCUGGAACGAGAAAUAUGCAUGGUGUUGA
Messenger RNA from Aspergillus fischeri NRRL 181, 1173 nucleotides. RefSeq lists its product as uncharacterized. Lineage: Eukaryota; Fungi; Ascomycota; Eurotiomycetes; Eurotiales; Aspergillaceae. The transcript has a single exon. The record is from RefSeq and is a predicted model, not a curated record. Gene Ontology annotation, molecular function: acyltransferase activity, transferring groups other than amino-acyl groups. The coding region runs from base 1 to 1173 and encodes 390 amino acids.